UAAUGCUAACCUCAAAAUUUAAACAAAAACAAUAUAACUCAAAAUCAAAAACUGGCAAAACUGCAAAUUGUGUCCUAUUAAAGGAUGGAUUAAGAGUUAAGUCCAUAUAAUAAUAGUUUAUAAGUAUAUGGUUAAGCCCAAAUAAACAGGACAAACAAGUACCAGUUUUAAUAUAAGGCAACAUACAACAUUAAUACUAAUAAGGAAUACCUUUAGAAAUUUAGACCUAUUACUGCCAUUUUAUAAUGACAACUAUAGAAAGGGUUCGAAUCAUGGUGCUGGGAGACUCAGGUGUUGGUAAAACAUCCUUUGUUCACCUCGCAGCCCAUAAUGAACCAGUGAAAUCACCCAGUUGGACCAUAGGUUGUUCCGUUGAAGUGAAACUACAUGAAUAUAAAGAAGGAACCAGAGACCAAAAGACGUUUUUUAUUGAAUUCUGGGACGUAGGAGGUAGUAAGAUCCACAGCAAUGCACGCAAGGUAUUCUACCAUCCAUGUCAUGGUGCUAUUUUGGUGCAUGAUUUGAGUAACAGAAAGAGUGAAGAAAAUCUGCAGGGGUGGCUUCAAGAACUUUUGCUACAUGACCAUCUCAAUGGAAGCCAUCUGAACUAUAGGGAGCAUACUGAAGAUGUAACAGAUGCAGAGAAUCUUCUGGGAAUGACAAAUUUUAUGCCUAUAUUGGAAGUAGGGACGAAACUUGACCAGGCAGAUGAGAAGAGGUCAAACUUAUCAAAUAAUAAUAGCUUUAGAUGUAAAUAUAAUGCUGAAGAGAUAUUAUUGGACUGUAGACAAGCAAGGUAUUUAGCUGCGGGGACCUCAAAUGCAGUUAAACUUAGUCGGUUUUAUGAUAAAGUUAUUGAAAAUAAGCUACAAGAUAGACAAAAGUCAUUCUCAGAGAGAUUUAAGAGCAAUGCCAUUUCUCCUAUAUACAGCUCAAAGUAUUAUUUGUCUCAUCAUGAUUAAUUAGAGGUACACAUAUAACAUUGAAAAGAACACACUAAUUAAUUAGUUAACAUCUGGUAUCAACUCAUUAAUAAUUUAUGAAAACAGAUGUUGAGAUAAUCUGAUUUAUUCUUUUUUUAUGUAUAUAAUUAUAUUAGAUUUACCUCAAAUCUGACUGUUAUUGUAUAUUACUUUAAUAACCAUUUGCAUUAGUAAUAGCCAGUGGCUUAAAUAGUAGUUAUAUAAUUCUUAGUGUUUAAUUUUACUAUUUAUAUGUUGGUUGGCUGCCAGUUAGUGCCCAACUCUAGACUUUCUCUUAUAGUUAUUUUUUUAAUUUGGGGAUUUUUUUUUGUUAUUUAUUGGAGGGUUUUUGGACCUAGUUUAUGUUGAAGGCUCAUACUGCUGAAAUUGACUUUCAAUUUGUGAUAAUUUACUGCUGAAUGUUAGACAAAUUAGGUCUAUAUUAAAUUUUUAGAGAUCUGAGCUGUUUUUUUAGGUCUCUUGAUGGUUUACAAACAAAAAUUAUUCACAAAAUAUAUAUAUUGUCUUAUUAAAUCUAAUAUUAUUUGA
Molecule: messenger RNA, 1511 nt
Organism: Anthonomus grandis grandis
Lineage: Eukaryota; Metazoa; Arthropoda; Insecta; Coleoptera; Curculionidae
Product: rab-like protein 3
Exons: 1
Coding region: 246-962 (238 amino acids)
Biological process (GO): intracellular protein transport
Cellular component (GO): endomembrane system
Molecular function (GO): GTPase activity
Source: RefSeq, a predicted model, not a curated record